AUGACGAUUUCAGGCUCGUCUCAUCCCAAUGGCACCUCGACAGAGGAGUGCUUUACUGUGCCAUUCUUAAUUGACGGGGAGAAGUUGUAUCCUCAGAACACAUUCGAUGUUGUGUCGCCUGCUACCAGCAAGGUUCUACACAAGUGCGGUAGUGCCACUGAGAAAGAUGCUCUCGCGGCAGUUGAUUCUGCCGCAAAGGCUUUCAAGAGCUGGCGUAGAACAACGCCAUCAGAGCGUCAGGAAAUUUUUCUGAAGACUGCCGCCAUCAUGCAGAGCCGGAAGGAAGAGCUUUCUCGAAUUAUGUCAGAGGAGACCGGCGCGGCCCCAGGCUGGUCCGAUUUUAUUGUUGGGUUGGGCAUUGGAUGUAUUAAAGACGUUGCUGGGCGGCUUGUCACUGUGGAGGGCGCAAUUCCCUCAACAAGGGAUCCGGACGUGAGCGCCUUGGUGGUGAAGGAACCCUACGGCGUUGUGCUCGCUAUUGCGCCCUGGAAUGCACCUUACAUACUGGGCGCAAGAUCAAUCGCAUUCCCUAUUGCAGCUGGAAACACCGCCAUUCUUAAGGCUUCGGAAUUGUCUCCACGGGUAUUCUACGAAUUGGCUUCCUGCUUCCACGAGGCUGGGCUGCCCAAAGGUGUGUUGAACGUGAUAGCUCAUGAGCCAGCCAAUGCCGCGGCUGUCACGACAUCACUCAUUGCGCACCCCGAUAUCAAGAAGAUCAAUUUUACGGGUAGUACCAAUGUUGGGAGGAUCAUCGCGAAGCAGGCUGGCGAGCACCUGAAGCCUGUGCUACUUGAACUCGGAGGAAAGGCCCCAGCAAUUGUGUGGGACGAUGCCGACCUCGACCUGGCCGCCAACCAGUGUGCUGUCGGUGCUUUCCUACAUGGAGGACAAAUUUGCAUGAGCACGGAACGAAUUAUUGUUCACAAAAAGGUCACCGAGGAGUUCCAAGCUAAGCUGGUGGCUUCCGUCGAGAAAAUCUUUCCAUCGAAGUCCGAUGCACCGGUGCUUAUCAACCAGCUUGCUGUUGAGAAGAAUAAGAAGCUGCUUAGGGAUGCAGUAGACAAAGGAGCUGCCGUUGUGGCAGGAAAGAUCGACGCCGAAGAGGUGUCUCAAACGAGACUGCGGCCGAUUGUCAUCAAAAACGUCAGCCCCGAUAUGGACAUCUACCAGACAGAGUCUUUUGGGCCCUCUGUCUCUCUGUUUGAGGUGGAGACAGAAGAAGAAGCUCUGAGUAUUGCUAACGACACCGAAUACGGACUCACGUCUGCUGUCUUCACGGAGAAUCUGCGUACGGGUCUACGUUUUGCCAGGGAAAUAGAGUCCGGUGCUGUGCAUAUCAAUAACAUGACGGUCCAUGACGAGAGUGGUCUGCCUCAUGGUGGAGUCAAGUCCAGUGGCUUUGGCAGAUUCAACUCAACCGGUCUAGAGGAGUGGGUAAGAACCAAGACAAUCACCUACCGGAUCUAA
Colletotrichum truncatum is the source of this 1467-nucleotide messenger RNA. Its product is annotated as aldehyde dehydrogenase. Gene Ontology annotation, molecular function: succinate-semialdehyde dehydrogenase (NAD+) activity. Gene Ontology annotation, biological process: GABA catabolic process. The record is from RefSeq and is a predicted model, not a curated record. Lineage: Eukaryota; Fungi; Ascomycota; Sordariomycetes; Glomerellales; Glomerellaceae.